AUGGCUCCCGCCGAUAUCAAUGUCGACGUCCUUGUCAUCGGCGCUGGUCCAACAGGUCUCGGUGCUGCGAAGCGUCUAAACCAAGUUGACAGCGCAUCAUGGAUGAUUAUUGACUCCAACGAGACUCCCGGUGGUCUGGCAUCUACAGAUGUCACUCCCGAAGGUUUCCUCUACGAUGUUGGCGGGCAUGUUAUCUUCUCCCACUACAAAUACUUCGACGACUGCAUUGACGAGGCUCUCCCUAAGGCCGAGGACUGGUACACACAUCAACGUAUCUCAUACGUGCGCCUAAAGUCACUCUGGGUCCCAUACCCACUCCAAAAUAAUGUCUCCAUGUUGCCACAAGAGGAGAAGCUUAAGUGUGUUGAUGGAAUGAUCGAUGCUGCUCUGAUUGCUCGUACCGCCACCGAGAAGCCCAAGGAUUUUGAUGAGUGGAUUGUCAGAAUGAUGGGUACUGGGCUCGCAGACAUCUUCAUGAGACCAUACAACUAUAAAGUCUGGGCUGUCCCCACUACCAAGAUGCAAUGCCAAUGGCUUGGAGAGCGUGUUGCAGCACCAGAUGUCAAGACCUGUGUCAAGAACGUCAUCUUGAACAAGUCUGCAGGCAACUGGGGUCCUAAUGCCACCUUCCGUUUCCCUGCUCGUGAUGGAACUGGUGGUAUCUGGAUUGCCGUUGCAAACACUCUGCCCAAGGAGAAAACCCUCUUCGGCAAGCAGGGCGAGGUCUCCAAGGUUAACGCUGAUGCCCACACUGUUACCUUGAAGAGCGGAAAGACCAUUGGAUACAAGAAACUGAUUACUACAAUGGCUGUUGAUCAACUUGUUGAGCAAAUGGAAGACAAGGAGCUGGUAUCUUUGAGCAAGGGUCUAUUCUAUUCAUCCACUCACGUUAUUGGUGUUGGAAUCAGAGGUGCCCGUCCUGAGAGAAUUGGAGAUAAGUGCUGGCUCUAUUUCCCAGAGGAUGACUGCCCAUUCUACCGAGCCACCAUCUUCUCUAACUACUCCCCAUACAACCAGCCAGAAGAGUCUGUGAAGCUUGCAACCCAAUCUAUCGCAGACGGCAGCAAGCCCAAGUCCACCGAGCCCCAAGAGGGCCCUUACUGGUCCAUCAUGUUGGAAAUCUCAGAAUCCUCCAUGAAACCAGUUGACCAGGCCAACCUUAUGAGGGACUCUAUCCAGGGUCUCAUCAACACCGAGAUGAUCCGACCAGAUGAUGAGAUCGUCUCUACCUACCACCGUCGUUUCGACCACGGUUACCCCACUCCAUCGCUAGAGCGUGAGGGUGUUCUCAAGGAGCUUCUCCCCAAGCUCCAAGCCAAGGACAUCUACUCCCGAGGUCGUUUCGGAAGUUGGAGAUACGAGGUUGGCAACCAGGACCAUUCGUUCAUGUUGGGUGUGGAGGCUGCUGACCACAUCGUGAACGGUGCCGUUGAAUUGACUCUCAACUACCCGGAUUUCGUCAACGGCCGCCAGAACACGGAGAGACGACUUGUCGAGGGUGGCCAGGUCUUCAGCAACAAGGCUACUAAUAAGGCUGAUGCUGCUGGUGAUGCCAAGGUGGUCGAUAUCGAAGCCAAUAAGGCCGGUAUCCCUGUUCGGGACAGAGCUUCCUCAAAGACUUCCUCGAGCGCUCACGCUAGAAAGUCAUCUAAGAGUGUCAAGUAG
This is a messenger RNA of Lachnellula hyalina, 1665 nucleotides long. RefSeq lists its product as uncharacterized. The transcript is spliced from 7 exons. The record is from RefSeq and is a predicted model, not a curated record. NCBI's taxonomy places the organism in Eukaryota, Fungi, Ascomycota, Leotiomycetes, Helotiales, Lachnaceae. The coding region runs from base 1 to 1665 and encodes 554 amino acids.